AUGCCUGAAAUGCGGUUGUUCACGGGUCUAUGUCUUCUGGUUCUCUUGCUACUAACGCAUGAAGUUGUCGGUGCUGGAGAAGACAAGGCAAAGGAACUGGAAAGUAAAGUUCUUGAGGUGCUGGAAGGAGACGCAGAUGACACGGUGGAGGAGAUUGAAAAAUAUGGAGAUGUUGAAACACAGGAUGUUCUUGCGCCAAGUGGAUGGCGUCGCCUUCGUCGAAGGAUCAGCGGAGGCCUCAGAAGGAUCUUCAGAAAGCCACGAAGGAUUUGCUUCCCCUAUUGCCCCACAGGUCCAAGAUAUCCAGGGCCCAGACCAUACUAG
Messenger RNA from Mesocestoides corti, 324 nucleotides. The record is from the annotation of a GenBank genome assembly. Lineage: Eukaryota; Metazoa; Platyhelminthes; Cestoda; Cyclophyllidea; Mesocestoididae.